CAUCAUCAUCAUUAAUGAUAUGAUUGCACUUUUAUCGCUGAUUAAAUUCUUAUCAGAUUGUUCAUGUUGAUCAUCGAUCCACAAAAAUGUGGUCAACAUUAACAAGAUGUCUGUAUAGUUUCGGUUAUCUAAUCAUAUUGUUUGUGAUUGUCUUACCCAUAAGUUCAUUGAUGACAAUCAUUUAUGUACUUAUACAACCAUUUCAAUCGUGUAAUCUAUUUCCAUCAUUGAUGAAUUUUUUAUUCUAUGAUUUUGUUCAAUUACCAAAAAUCUGUAUGGGUAAAAUAUUUAACAAAAAAGUUUCAUUAGAUCAUAUCGAUUCACCCGUAUUCAACAGUGAACAAAACGACAACGGCAACAACGAUAAUCAAAUUGCAUCAUUAUCAUCAUCAACGAAUGUCGAUGAUCGUUCAAUAUCAGCGUAAUUUCUAAAUGAAAAAAAAACCUUCAAGUGAACAACAACACCACACCAUAGAACAUUUAUCGAAAUGCUCAAACUUGUACCAGCCAUCGUUGA
This is a messenger RNA of Dermatophagoides pteronyssinus (European house dust mite), 517 nucleotides long. RefSeq lists its product as uncharacterized. The record is from RefSeq and is a predicted model, not a curated record. NCBI's taxonomy places the organism in Eukaryota, Metazoa, Arthropoda, Arachnida, Sarcoptiformes, Pyroglyphidae.